This is a messenger RNA of Entelurus aequoreus (snake pipefish), 3322 nucleotides long. Its product is annotated as zinc finger protein OZF-like. Gene Ontology annotation, cellular component: nucleus. The record is from RefSeq and is a predicted model, not a curated record. The coding region runs from base 573 to 2159 and encodes 528 amino acids. Gene Ontology annotation, molecular function: DNA-binding transcription factor activity, RNA polymerase II-specific; RNA polymerase II cis-regulatory region sequence-specific DNA binding. NCBI's taxonomy places the organism in Eukaryota, Metazoa, Chordata, Actinopteri, Syngnathiformes, Syngnathidae. The transcript is spliced from 3 exons. Gene Ontology annotation, biological process: regulation of transcription by RNA polymerase II.
UGGCGUAGAGACGAGCCACACAGCAGUGUGGUCUUUCGAUUAACUUCGCGGUAAUUACGGAAUUUCUUGGUUUGUACUUAUUUGUUUGUCGUAAGACGAAUUACACUUUAAUACUUCUUAGUGUCAGGUUAAACUCGCCUCGUCUCAGUGAGAUUUAAAGCUUCUCAGGCUAGCCGACAUUGCUAGUUAGCUUAGCAUGCUAGUUAGCUUACCAUGCUAGUUAGCUUAGCUUGCGAGCUGCUAACAAGGAGACGCGGAAGUUACCAGCACAUCGCUAAGCAGAGAAAAUGUGCAAAGUGCAAAUGUUGAGAGUGUUGGGGAAUCGGCGACUGUUGAAGAAAGAACGGUAGCAGAGUACAAGAGGGAACUUUCUCGAACAAGAGGAGAGAAAGCGACAACGUCGACUACUGGACGCUGUUUUCAAGAACUUUUGGCCCACGGAGAAAUGAGCAACCAAAGAGUGGACGGCCAAAUGACGCAACAAUGAGGAGGCACUUGCUGCAAUUAACUCUUUUUUGGAACGCACCUUGGAUUGGAAAUGGAAAAUUACGCUGCUGUGAAAACUGCCACAAAUGAACAUUAAAACACUCUCAGAAGAUCAUCUUCUCCCUGAGCAGCAGGAGUGGUCUUCCAGUAUGGAACAGGAGGAGCCACAGCCCCUUCAAAUUAAAGAGGAGGAGGAGCCACAAGCCCUUUACUUUAAAAUGGAAGAAGAGAAGCCAAUGCGCCCUCAAUUUAAAGAGGAAAUGGAGGAGCAACAUCCACCCUUCAUUAAAGAAGAGGAGUUACAGCCACAGCCCCUUCAAAUUAAAGAGGAGGAGGAGCCACGAGCCCUUUACUUUAAAAUGGAAGAAGAGAAGCCAAUGCGCCCUCAAUUUAAAGAGGAAAUGGAGGAGCAACAUCCACCCUUCAUUAAAGAAGAGGAGUUACAGCCUCCUUGCAUAGAGAAAGAUGAGGUGCCACACUCCCCUGCAGGGAAGAGGAAGAGGAGUCACAGGCACCGCACAUUAAAGAGGAAGAGGAGGAGCCGCAAAGGUGGAGGUGAUGAGAAGGGAGAGGUGGAGCCUCCAACUCCACUUAUGACAACAGACGCUGAUGGAGACCACAAGCUCUUAGCUCCACUAUCAGAUAGUGAUGACAUGACGUCACACUCUCCUGACACUGAUGAUGAAGAAGAUGAUGAAGACCCUCAAGUUGACAAGACCUGUCACACUGACAACACGCGCUUGAAAUGCUCUUACUGUGACAAAACUUUUAACCAGCGUGGUCGCCUGAACGUACACACCAGAAUACACACUGGAGAAAAACCAUUCAUGUGCUCAGUUUGUAGUAAAAGAUUUUCCCAGAAAUCUCAUUUGACAAGACACGUAAGUGUGCACAGUGUGGAAAAACCAUUUAUAUGUUCAGUCUGUGGCAAAAGUUUUGUGCGAAAUCAAGAUGUGAAGUCACACAUGAGGGUGCACGCCGCAGACAAACCGUUUAUAUGUUCGGUCUGUGGCAAAGGUUUUGUGCAAAAUCACAAUUUGAAGCUACACCUGAGAACACACACUGGAGAAAAACCGUUCGUGUGCUCAGUUUGUAGUAAAAGAUUCACACAGAAAGGGAGUUUGACAAUACACACAAGAACGCACACCGGGGAAAAACCUUUCAUGUGCUCAGUUUGUAGCGAAGGAUUCUCCCGCAAAGCAAAGUGGAUACAGCACACAAAAAUGCACUCUGGGAAAUACAAACAUUUUAUUUGCUCAGUCUGUGGUAAAGGUUUCGUGCGGAAUUGGGAAUUGAAAUUACACACGAGAACACACACUGGACACAGACCCUUUAUAUGUUCAGUCUGCGGUAAAGGUUUUACACAAAAUUGCGAUUUGAAAAUACACGCGAGAACGCACACUGGAGAAAAACCAUUCAUGUGCUCAGUUUGUAGUAAAAGAUUCUCCCAGGAAGCGAGUUUGCGAAAACACGUUACAAUGCACACAGGUGAGAAACCUUUUAUGUGUUCCGUGUGCGGUAAAGGUUUCACACAAACUUGGGACUUGAAAAGGCACACGAGAACACACACCGGAGAGAAAGUGUUGAGUUGCAGUGUGUGUGAUGAAAGAUUCACUUAUGAGUACCAGUGUAAGAAACACAAGUGUGCUGGUGAGAACAGCAGCAGCAAAUGAAGCAGCAGGAUUUAAAAAGCUGUCUAAACUUGUACUUUGACUUGCUAACAUCACCACAUACAUCAUGUGUGAUUUCAUUGUUGUGUGUGUGUAACAAACUCUUGUUGAUAAGCUUCUAACAUUUAGAGAUCAAAUGUAUUUUGGAUUAGUGGAUUUAUUUCGGUCAGGUAUGUGCAUUCGUAAAAUCAAAUAAAAUAGCACUUUUUGUUAACAGUAGAAAAGAAAGGCAAACAACAGAGAUGGAGAAGAAAGAAAAAGAGUAGAAAAAAGUAGACCACAAUUUUGGCUGCAAUACUAGAUGAUGAAAUUAAUGAAAUCUCAUCAAAUAUACAACAUAAGGUGGCAAAGGUUUUUCAAUAAUGAAAUAACAUGUUCUACAUGAGAAAUCUCUUCAUAGUCUCUACUGCCCACUAGUGUUGCCAUAUCUGUGCUAAGGUGUAGAAAUAUGGGGAAAUAACUACAAAAUGACGCUUCAUUUACUAACCACGUUACAAAGCCGGUUGGUUAGAAUAAUAUUGGAUAUAGAAAACCUUCAAAGCCUUUGUUUAAUUAAUUAAAUAAAAUUGACAUUCAAGGCUAAAAUUAUGCGCAAAGCCAACUGUAACCUGCUACCCAAGAAUAGACAAUCAUUAUUUCCAACAAAGGUGGAGAAAUUAACACAAACAUUUUAUAACUUAAACAUUUGUAUGCACGUACAACACUCAAAACCUUCAGUGUACAGAAUUCAAUUUUGGAAUAGAUUAUUAAACAAUGUCCAAAUAUGAUUUAGUUUCAACAAGUGUUUAAACUCCCAAGCAUUUACAAGGUGAAAGGAAGAAGAAUUCUGAUGAACAUCUUGAACGUUAUUAAAAAUUAGAUGAUAUUCAUCUUAUGAAAAUCUUAACUGACUUAACUAUUUAUCUAAGAACUAAUAAAUUGAUGUUUUUUUCCGUCCUACGUGUGUGUGACGUAAACAAGUCGACAGAUAGUUAACAUGAAGAUCCCAAGGAAAAGGAAUAAAGAGUCUUUUAUCUUUAAGAAGCUUCAGUGGUUUUUCACAAAGAAUACACUUUUCUUUCCCUCUUGUCUAAUUGGUCAUUUCUUUCUUUUCUCUUUUCCUGGUUUUUGUUUUGUUUACUUUUCUUGUACAACUGUAUAAGGAGACACAAAAUAUAUGUCAAAUA